This is a messenger RNA of Cryphonectria parasitica EP155, 600 nucleotides long. RefSeq names its product ribosomal biogenesis regulatory protein. Bases 1 to 600 code for a protein of 199 amino acids. Gene Ontology annotation, molecular function: protein binding. Gene Ontology annotation, biological process: ribosomal large subunit export from nucleus; endonucleolytic cleavage in ITS1 to separate SSU-rRNA from 5.8S rRNA and LSU-rRNA from tricistronic rRNA transcript (SSU-rRNA, 5.8S rRNA, LSU-rRNA); ribosome biogenesis. Gene Ontology annotation, cellular component: preribosome, large subunit precursor; nucleus; nucleolus. Lineage: Eukaryota; Fungi; Ascomycota; Sordariomycetes; Diaporthales; Cryphonectriaceae. The record is from RefSeq and is a predicted model, not a curated record. The transcript has a single exon.
AUGGCAUCAACCACAAAGACCAAACUGCCCGUGGCAGUUGACAAGCCCACCCCUUACACCUUCGACCUAGGCCUCCUCCUCGCCUCGGACCCCAACCCGCCCGAGCUCGACCCCUCCGACCUCGAGACCACCCUCGCGGCCGUCGCCCGCGACGGCGCCCAGGCCCUCGUCAACCAGCUCCUGACCACCUGCCCGCUGACCUCGACCAAGACAGACGGCGUGCUCCUCUCCCUCCCGCCGGCCUCCACCCCGCUGCCGCGCGAGAAGCCCCUCCCGACGCCGAAGCCACCCACCAAGUGGGAGCAGUUCGCCAAGCGCAAGGGCAUCGCCCCCAAGACCCGGGAGCAGCGCAAGAACCUGGCCUGGAACGAGGACCGCGGCGAGUGGGAGAAGAAGUGGGGGUGGAAGGGCGACCAGCGCGCGCGGGACCGCGCCGACGGCAAGGUCCCCCAGGACUGGGUCGUCGAGGUGAAUGCCAACAAGGAGGCUGCGCUCAAGGACGGAGAGACCAUCCGGGGCGAGGGCAGGAGGGAGAGGAAGGAGCGGGCGCGGAGGAACGAGAGGAAGAUGAGGAGCAAUGCCCGGAAGGAGGGCAAGUGA